Molecule: messenger RNA, 9115 nt
Organism: Podarcis lilfordi (Lilford's wall lizard)
Lineage: Eukaryota; Metazoa; Chordata; Lepidosauria; Squamata; Lacertidae
Source: the annotation of a GenBank genome assembly
GUUGCAUCACAGUUCAUGAGCUGCUGUUUCACCUUCCUCGUGGCUCAGCCAAUGGCUUUAGACUGGCAAGAUGGGCAGUAGACAACUGAUUCAAAUCUUUUCUGGCUACCUUGAUCCUGGCUGGUGCCUUGGCUUCCACUAAAUCAGAACCACGGGGGAAAGAAACUGGAAACCACUGGGGAGUAUGGAUUGGCUCGAAAACAAAAGGGCAAAGUCCCUGCGGGUCUCCAAUGAGAGAGAGGCAUUUCAGGUAUGGAGUAGGGAAACUAUCUGCAUGUGUUUUUGAGUGACCAGGCACUUAACAUGGAGUGGGGGACACCCUGCUUUUACCUGAGCUGUUUAGAUAGCUCAGAUCUAAGGUCCUGCAAGCAACCAGGCCUAGGAGAAAGGCCACAGCACAGUGGUGUAAUAGAUUACAUGCAGAAGGUUCCAGGUUCAAUCCCCAGCAUCUCCAGUUGGGGCUGGGAGAGACCCACAGAGCUGCUACCAGGCAGACCAGACAAGACUGAGCUAAAUAGCUCAAUGGUCAUACGCAGUGCAAGGGAGCUUCCUGUGUUCACACAUGUUCCUAUCUCCCAAACUCUUCAGCUGAAGAAGAUCCGGCGGUCUCUUGACUCCAUGAAGACGAUUAAUGAUAACCUGCUGAAGCAAGAGGAGAGGAAGGUGAAAAAGUGGCUGAAGAAACAAGCACAGAUCUCACCCUCUUCUUCAGCCUAUAAAACAUUAUACUACAAGGUAAUGAAGAAGUCUGGAAGGGCAGGAUGGCACUAUAGAAACAUUGUUCAUCUAGUUGUCUAUAUACGCACAGCACAAAUAGUGGAAUUGUAGAAUUGGAAGGGACCUGAAGGGUCAUCUAGUCCAACCCCCUGCAAUGCAGAAAACACAGAUUCAUAAGAAAGAGGGUUGUUUUGUUUUGUUUUGUUUUGUUUUGUUUUGUUUUGUUUUUAGCUACAAAAUGUUGCACGCCUCUGCUUAGCUCCAUUCUUGGUUCUGUAGAACAUGCCUACAGAUGGCUGAAUCUCUUGGCUGCAGCUUCUCAUUCAUUCAUCUUAGGUUUAGGUGUCCACAUUUCCACAUUAGUUUGUUAUUUUUGUUAGUUUGUUUUAAAUCCCUAAUAAUAAUAAUAAUAAUAAUAAUAAUAAUAAUAAUUUAUUUAUACCCCGCAUCCAUCUGGCUGGGUUUCUCCAGCCACUCUUGGCAGCUCCCAGCAGAAUAUUAAAAACACAAUAAAAUAUCAAACAUUAAAAAUUUCCCUAAACAGGGCUGCCUUCAGGUGUCUUCUAAAAGUCAGAUUGUUCUUUAUUUCCUUGACAUCUGAUGGGAGGGUGUUCCACAGGGUGGGUGACAGUACCAAGAAAGUCCUCUGCCUGAUUCCCUGAAACCUCAUUUCUCACAGUGAGGGAACCAUCAGAAGGCACUGGACCUCAGUGUCCAGGCUGAACGAUGGGGGUGGAGACGCUCCUUCAGGUAUACUGGGCCAAGGGCUUUAAAGGUCAGCACCAACACUUUGAAUUGUGCUCAGAAACAUACUUUAAAUGUGGAUUUCUCCUAAUACACAAAAUUUUAUGUGCAAUUUUGCCUUAUAUAAUGCAUUUUUGCGUACGAUCUUCACUAAUGUGUGCAUUUUUACGGACAUUUUAUCCUAGUGCAAAUGCAUUUUUGUAUACAUUGCAUGGCUGGGGAGGUACAUUGCAAGAAUUCAGAGAAGUGCAAAUUUCAAAAGAUAGCUGUGUUUUGGUUCACAUACUGUUUCCAAAAGUGCAAAUUAGGUAGGUUCACUUUUAAAUGCCAACAGAUCCCUAGUCACACCCAGAUGCAACAUGAUCACUAGCACCAAACUCCUCCUAAUACUAAACACAGGGCGGGGGGUUCCGACAGCUUGGUUGCCCCAAUGGCCUCACCUGUGAAUGAAAAGGAGGAGCUUUUGCAUAUUGGGGGGGGGAUUUGAAGUUAUUCAAAAGUCCAUGACUUCUUAAAUUGCAGCCCUAAUGAGGGAAUCCCUCCCCACAAUAUGCUGUAUUCAUCAGUACUGCACCUGCUUAUUACAGUCUCAGGAUACUCCGUUAACUGUUACGAUUCCAAGCUGGAAGUCAGAAGAACCACAGAUUGAUGAUAGAGAGGCAAAGAACAGCAUGCCCAGAUAGGCCUGACUUGAGGGGAUGCGGAGACUGGUUGGGUCUGGACAUGCUUGCUCUGUGAUGGCAGGAGAAAGAGGGAGAAAAUGUCCUGCUUCUGUGCCUCUAGAGAACGCAGAAGAAAGUGAAAUUACUGGCCCAGGAGCAGGAGUGGAGCACUGUCAAUUUCAGUUUCUUUCUAUUUCUCAACCUUAAGUUCAGUUCACAUCAGUUUGCCAGCUGAACUUUUCCCUAAAAAAACAAAAGAAGGUCCCUCCCAAAACUGCACCGGCAUUUCCAUAACCAUUUAUCCCCAGAUAACGCAUCUUUGCAUGUGAUUUUCUCUAAUAGGCAUCUUUUGACAACCAAUUUCCCUUACUAUAAUGCAUUUUUUUCAGUAGGAUUUUCAUGAAUAAAUGCAUUCAUAUAUUUUUUGCACAUUUCCCCCUAAGACACAAAUCCUUUGUACAGAUUUCUUGGUUGAAGCGUUGCAUCAGAAAAUGUUGAAAUGUGUGGAUUUUGAUGGGCAGGCGUGGUUUGGUUUGCAUAUUGUUUUGGUGAAGUGCAAACGAGGUAGGCUCGCAUUAAAAUGUGAACAGAACAGGAUUUCUCCCCCAUCCCUCCUCCCUCCCUUCAAAUCCAUCCUCAAUACCCACUUUUUCCACUGUGUAACCUUUGGUUCAGUCCAUUGGCCAGAGCAGCUGCCUGAUUCUUGUAACCACUGGCAUUCAACCUCCCUGCUCUGAAUAAUGUUUCAGACAGGACCUCCUGUCCUUAACUUCCUUCCUGUUGAGCAGGUCCCCAGCUAAGUGCUCAGGCAUGGAUGGUUGAUGCUUUCUCAAUGGGAGAGGUCCAGAGGGAUCUCUGGGAUAAAACAGCUGUCCUACCCCCUGCCAGCAUGCUCUAAGCUAGAUAUCUCUCUGUGUGAACAGCAGAAUAGGGAGUGUGUGCAUGUGUGUUUGGAAUGAGACUGCGGCUGCAUUCACACAACAGUUUAAUCCAGGCGUAGGCAAACUAAGGCCCGAGGGCCGGAUCCGGCCCAAUCGCCUUCUAAAUCCAGCCUGCGGACAGUCCGGGAAUCAGCGUGUUUUUACAUGUGUAGAAUGUGCCCUUUUAUUUAAAAUGCAUCUCUGGGUUAUUUGUGGGGCAUAUGAAUUCGUUUAUUUCCCCCCAAAAAAAUGUAGUCCGGCCCCCCACAAGGUCUGAGGGACAGUGGACCGGCCCCCUGCUGAAAAAGUUUGCUGACCCCUGGUACUCCUUUCCCCCGCUAUUUCCCCAACUGUUAAUUUCUACAUUAUAUCUGAUGUUUCACACAAUGUAAAAGUCACUUUUGGAAAACUAAAGGAACAUAGUAUAUGCUUAGCACUCUGUGCUAUUUGAUUUCGAAGGUGGGGAUGCAGCCCCCUUAACCCAGAAAACCACGGGAGUAAAGUGAUGAAAUUUGGAACAAAAAGUUAUUUCUUGAUGUUUUCAUGGGGAACAGAAGCACACAUGUGCCGAAAUGGAGGGGAAGUAGCAACAUUGUCUCUUUUUUAAAUUUCAUUUUUCAUUUUACAUCAAACAAUAAAGUAAUUUUACAUCAAAUUUCAAAGCCCCAUUUUGACCUCUCUCCCUUCCUUUCUGUGGUUACUUAUGUUUAUAAUACACUUGCUGCAUCUCCAAGCAGAACCUAAUUAUUAUUUAUCCAAUGCAAUAAAAAUUAAUUUUAUAUCACUGCACGCCUUUACAUUAAUCCUGCAAAUGAAGUAACAACAUUGUCCAGUGACAUUUAUUGUUGUGUCACACCACGCCCACUGGUGCGAAUGAAAUUUAGCAUGACGCAUUGGCAUAUAAGUCAACAAGCCACAGUUCCAUUAAACAACAGGUCCUGCCGUGUGAAAGGAACACUAGUAUAUAGCACAGAAGCACUAGCAUUAUAAUCAGGAAAACUAAUGCUAUUUUCCCCAUAUUUGAAUGCACCCUGACCAAAAGAGAAAGACUUAAGGUGGCAGUGCUAAGCUGAGAGCAUCUCGUGCAGCUGUGAUGCUUGGCUAGAGAUCUUAAAUGGGGCAAUGGAUUUAUAGCAGUGUGACUCUUAUGCCCAGCUUGCAUUUUUGUAAAUACACUUGAAUAUUGCAUUGCAUUUCUCCUGUGAUCCCUCCUGCAAAAGGAAACCAAACCUGAGUCAGCCCUUUCCCCAGAUCUUCUGCCCACUCAGUGAAGUGGGCUGCAUUUGUAACAAUAUACUUCCAUCACCCAGUAUAAACUGCAUGAAAAAGGUAAAGGGACCCCUGACCUUAGGUCCAGUUGCGAAUUAUCCUGGUGUUGUGGCGCUCAUCUCACUUUAUAGGCCGAGGGAGCCGGUGUUUGUCCGCAGACAGCUUCUGGGUCAUGUGGCCAGCAUGACUAAGCCGCUUCUGGUGAACCAGAGCAGCACACGGAAAUGCCGUUUACCUUCCUGCCAGAGUGGUACCUAUUUAUCUACUUGCACUUUGACGUGCUUUCGAACUGCUAGGUGGGCAGGAGCUGGGACCGAACAACAGCACAAAAGCUGGAUAUAAAAGUUUGCAAUCCCUCGCCAGGGGACCUGCAAACUUGAAAAUGAGCAGAAGAUGAAGAAGGGGCUCGUUUCACUUUUCUCAAAGUCAAGAAUCACCUUUUGCAGCCUUUGUUCAAAGGAGCGUUUAGAUGUGGCGUGUUGUUAAAACACAGCAAUUAAAAUAAUCCAACGCAGCUUCUUCCUUGAAUGUGGUCCAAACAUCCCUUGGAAAAAUACUGUUGGGAAAGCACCAAAAUUCCUGCCACCCUCUAUAUUUAAAACAGAGAAAGAUUUCAUCACUGCCCCUUAAGACCCUUCGAUCAUAUUUUCCUUAAGUAGUUGAUUAGCAUCUCUUGGGAAACGUUUAUCUGUUUUUGCCAUCUGUCUCACACUUUCCCAUGUGAACAUUUUUUUUUAAGGGCGAAGGAAGCAGCAACAUGUUUACCCACCAGCUGCCGGUGAAAAGGGAAAGAGUGCCUGCCAUUUGAAAAGCGGGGGGGGGGGGGGUCAAGUGCCUAACGUGACUCUAUUUUUAAAAUGCACAAUAAUAACAAGGAACAUACAUCUUAUAGACUUUGCAAGAAAAUCAGAAAGAGGCAUCACUGGAUCAGACCAAAGCAGUGGCCAGCCUAGGGCUCUCAAAUUUCAGUGGCGCCCGGGACAGUGCCAAAAUUCAGUGCCCCCCUGCCUCUCGCUCUCCAUUCUAAAUAAUACUUGUGGCAUCCCCGAGGCUCUGCACCCAGUGCAGCCACACCAGUCGUGCUCCCAUAAUAUUCUGCUUUUGACCAAAGGCCCCGUUGUCACCAAACAUUUAAAGCAUGUAACAGAAGGUAAGGCUAGAUUAUAAGCUACCUGGGGUUGAAUUGAGCCAUGGCAGAAACUGCACCACCACAGCAAGGAGCCAAUGGUAAUGAGAACGGUCUGUGUGAGAGUAUGGGUGUGUGUAAAAAGAAGUUGAGAUUUUCAAAAUGCCAGGGGACACUUAGGAGGUCUAAUGUUUGCAAUGUGCUCCUUUUCCUCACUUCAGACGCCCAGCCACCCUGCGUCCAGCCAAGAACAAUUCACAGACACUCGCACAGUCUCUCGGAAAGAUUCCUUCGAUAGCCCAUGGACCCAGUUUGGUGACCAUCUGCCCAACUUUGUGAGCUUCCUGAGACUCCCAACCAAAAGGUCAAGCAAUGGUAGGAAUUAUUGUGGGAAUGUUCAGAGAUGCAGGAGAGGAUAUAUUGUUUAAUGAUAUCCUUCCUAACUUACGUUCACAAGUUCUAUAUCUUAGCAGAGUAACAUUCCACUUUAAACGCACAGCGGUUUGCUUGUUGCAGGCUCGUCUGGGCCUUGAUUCCUGGUAAGAUCCCUUCUUAUCCCUCUUAAAAUGAAUAGACACGGCAGUCUUGUUCAAGUCAAUAUAAAAGUAGUUUACUCACAAUCAUUCAGUUCAUGGUUGGAUUCCUGAAGGCAGACUUAGGUUACAAAACUAUCUACACAUGUGGAACUAUCCCAUAAGGGAGUUAGUUCCUAAGUGACUGCGAACAGGCAGCCCCUUCUGCUCACACAUAGAACAGCAAAAUGGAGCAGAGCAAAAGGAAGAGAACAUGUGCUUCCUGCGUUGCUCUUGUAACCCAGGCCGACUAGUCCAGAUUAAGCCACACCCACCGCUAGUCACAGCUCAGGAGGAAACAGGAGGUUUUCUCCUGACUGCAUACAAAGCAUCCCCUAGCAUGUUCAUUCUAGGAAUGUUGUACUUGACUGCUAUGUGUUUGACAUCCCACAGUUAUCACAUUCACAAGACCCAGUCUGGGGUUCCCCCGCUCCAACCUGCCAGGUUUGGUUAGGUUUAGAGCAGGGGUGAGGGACCUGUGGCCUUCCAGAAGCUGUUGACCCUGAACCUGCAAGAUCACCUUAUCCCUUUCAUGCCCUCUUGACCUCUUUGAUCUGCAGAAUUGGCACUCUUAGAGAUGCUGCAUGACGCCUGCUCCUCAAAGCAGUUUACAAAAAUAAUAAAGCAAUAAAACUAUUAGUAAAAACAACUUUCAGCAGGGAGUGAUAGUUAGAUGAAUGUACGGUAGCCUUCCUAACCCAGGAUGGGAAUAAGAUGGAGAUAGUUGCCAGGUUUCUGCAAUGUGCAGUGAAGAUUUGUGAAUGUCAUAGAACAGUGUUUUAGUUGUUAGAUGCAGAUUUUGCUGAGUGAUUUUAUGACUUUCAGAAUUCUGUCUAUGUGCCAAUAAAAGUUCUGAGAUUGAGAUGGGUAGUAAAAACCAUUAAAACAAUGAGAAAAUCAAAACCAGCAAACAGAAGCUGCUGUUCUGAGCAAAGUUCUUGAUCUUUUUCAGACCGGAAGAAUUCCAAGGAUCUCACACCUUUCAGUGGAAUGGAUUUGCCCAUGCAGACCAUCUCGGGCAGACAUGUAACUGCACCCAGAAACAGUGUUUACCAUGGGUUCCAACCUUACAGAGACACCAGGAAGGGAAGCAGCCCCGGGGGCCCUAGCCAGGACAACAGCAUAUCACUCCAAGAAGCCAUAGCAUUCUUCCCUUCCUUGCAAAGGUUGUCAGCGAGGGGUGACCGGGUCUCAAUGUCAACACUGCUUCUCCAUAAGCCACUCUCUGCAUUCCCAGCAUUGCAGAAGAAGCUCAAAAGCUUGCUGGAGAAAGAAUGGGAGGAAGAGAACUCAAAGCCUCUCAAACUGCUGCCUGAGAUUAAGCCUGAAGAAUUUUUGAGCUGCAGGUUAGCAAAAAACAAAAAAGGGCAACCCUCAAGUAGAACCUGCACUCUGUGAUGCCUACAUCGCUUUAGCCCUAUCCAGGUGUUCACAAGUAAGGACAACACGAUAGUGGGGAACAGGCUACCCCUGUUGCCCAACUCAGGUUGGAGAACAGUGCAAAGUCUCCCUGUGUGGUGACAGAACUCUGAUUUUAAAGGGUUAUGCAUUGCACCCUCAUGCAGUGCUCUUUUUUCUUUAAAAAAAUAUUUAGGGGUACUCUCAUUUUCCUACUCAUAUUGAAAUACUGCACCUCAAGGAGGCCUAACUUAGAUUCACAAAAUGUUUAAGGGUACGCGUCCCCCUGUGUUCGCCCAGAAAAAAAUCACUGCCCUCAUGCAUCAGCAUUAUUUGACCUCGGGUCCCCAGAUGUUGCUGAACUACAACUCCCACCCUGUGGGUGGGGCCACAGCUGGUGCACUCACCCCUUUCCCCCUGCUGACGUGUUUUAUAUACUCAUGAGCAUAAUAGCAGAACAGGGCUUUUCUUUUCCCUUAAUCCGUUUCUUGAUAAGCAUGGGGAGAUGAGCAAAGAGGGUGAACUGAUUACUGUUUUGGUGUUGUGAAUCACUCCUUGACUAGCAACCUUGCCUUGCGGGCUCACCAAUCUAGGCUGCUCUAUGGUGCCAACUCUCAGUAGGCACUGUAAAAAAGGCAGGAAGAGGAUAGCCGGCUGGCCAACAGCUCCAGUUUUGACUCCCUGGCUGUGUGUCUAAUCCAGCCUUCCCCAACCUGAUGCUCUGCAGAUGUUGCUGGACCAUCGUUCCUGAACAUGGGCCAUGUUGGCUUGGGCCAAUGGCAGGUUGGAGAAGGCUGCUCAAGUCUCUCCUGUUUUCUGCAGCUCUUUGGCUUAUUUCCCUGCCAAGGUCCUCAAACCAGUUCAUCUUCUGCAUCUCACCCAGUCUGUUUGCCUACUUCCUGUUGUGCUUACUCUGCUCAUCCAGUUACACCACCUGCCCCCUAGCUUAUCAGGAGGAGGAUUGGAGCAAGGUGGGAGAGCCCCUCAACUAUCCUUGGGCCCUGCAUAUUGGCCCUGUUUUGUCAGAUGCUGGCACCAGCCACAUCUCUUAGAACAGCGGUGGGGAACCUUCAUCCCUCCAGAUGCUAACGAACUAUAAAUCCCAUCAUCCUUGGCCUUUGGGAGAGUUGUAGUUCAGCAAAAUCUGGAGAACCAAAUGUUUCCCCAGCCCUGACUUAGAAUUAAUGGUGAAGUAGAGAAUUCAGGGCAGUAGAUUUUUUCCUCUUAACAAAUGUGACUUACAAGCAUCCCUCCCUCUUAUUUUCUUUGCACAGGUACCUCCGUUUGUCCCAGAGCAAUAUUGAUACCUUGCUGAAGCUGUGCAAGGAAGCUGGGAUUUAUAUUGACUUGCAUCCUCAUAUGAAAGCAUCAGACAUUGAUGUUUGUAAGGUGCUCUCAUCCACUCCUAGCAAGGUAUUGUAGAUUGGGCCUGUUGCCCAAUUUUGGUUGCAUUGCUUAGAAGACAGCCUCUUAGGGGAACAUUUCCACCGCCACCUAUACUUGGAAGAGCCGGUCGCUUUUUGGAGUCAAAACAGUGUGUGAGGCAUGUGUUCUCGUAAUGCAAUGAUAAAAUGGUUCUUGCACUCACUAUGAGUCAAACUGUGAGCUGAAAUGGUUUUUAUCAAAAAUAAUAGUUAUUCCCUCCUCCCCCCCCCCAAAAAAGCAGAACAGGUCAAAAAUUGAUCUAAAAGUCAAAUUAAAUGAUGC